CGUACGGCGAGGAAGAAGAACAUUUUGAAAGAUGGCGGCGCACACGGAGAAAAAUGGCAAAGCAGGGAAACCCGGGGGAAAAGAAGCGCAACCUUUGAUAAUAGCCAAAACUCCGGCUGAGGAGCAACGUCUAAAGCUGGAGAGGUUGAUGCGCAACCCGGAUAAACCAGCUCCCAUCCCGGACCGACCGAAAGAGUGGAACCCGCGGGCUCCGCCGGAGUUUGUGCGGGACGUGAUGGGCUCCAGCGCAGGGGCCGGCAGCGGGGAGUUUCAUGUUUACCGGCACCUGCGGCGCAGAGAGUACCAGCGACAGGACUUCUUGGACGCGAUGUCAGAGAAGCAGAAGAAGGACCAGGAAUACUUAGACAAGGUGGAGAGCAACCAGCUGAACGCGGAGGAGAGGACGGCGAAGCGCAGGAAGAAAAGGGAGAAGCUGAAACAGAAAAAGCUGAUGGCGAAGAAGGCGAAACAAGACGCCAAGAAGACAGACGACGCCGACAAGAGCUCGUCCAGCAGUGAAGAUGAAGAUGAGGAGAGGGAAGCUGAUGAUGAUGCUGAGGUGCCUAGCUUCGUCAUGGGGAGGAAAUGAACUGCUGGCCCUGCUUUCCGGACACAUCAAGUGAUUAUUUUGGGCAGCAAGUGGAGAUUUAAGAGACCAGAGAUCACCUAACAAUUACAGAGCCGCAUCCAGAGGCAACAAAAAGACAACCAGUGCCAGAGUCCAGACAAACUCACUCAAAAGUUCACUGCACUGCCAAGAUGAAAAUGCAUUUGGAUAUUGAUAUUCCCCUGUGAACUGCCCAGGAAUAACAGGAUGAACAGCUUAGUUAAUAUGCGGCCAAUCCAUUACCAAAUGAUUACACGGGGAAUAUUGUGUCCCAGACUGAAAUUACGCAAAACGAGAUGUGUUCAACAAUACUGGUUCUUUGUUGUAUAUUAAUGAAUACGUGAUUUUAAUAUAGGUAACCACAUUUAAGUAUGCUUUUUCCUGUUUAAGUUAGCAGGCCUGGGAUUCUGUCAUGUUCAGGGGUUUCUUGAAUUUGCUAAAAAGUGUUGAUUCUGUGUAAAUGUCUGAAAACAGCAGUCAUCCUGAAUUUAGAUUUAGUGGGGUGUUACAUUUGACAAUUCUAAUCCUAUAUUUUUUAAACAAUAAUGCAUACGUUUUAAUAAAAGUGUAAAUACAUUGA
Molecule: messenger RNA, 1187 nt
Organism: Myripristis murdjan (pinecone soldierfish)
Lineage: Eukaryota; Metazoa; Chordata; Actinopteri; Holocentriformes; Holocentridae
Gene: prkrip1
Product: PRKR interacting protein 1
Exons: 1
Coding region: 32-589 (185 amino acids)
Biological process (GO): negative regulation of protein kinase activity
Cellular component (GO): nucleolus
Molecular function (GO): protein kinase binding; double-stranded RNA binding; protein kinase inhibitor activity
Source: RefSeq, a predicted model, not a curated record